Callithrix jacchus (white-tufted-ear marmoset) is the source of this 1959-nucleotide messenger RNA. The record is from RefSeq and is a predicted model, not a curated record. Lineage: Eukaryota; Metazoa; Chordata; Mammalia; Primates; Cebidae.
GACGCACCGAGGCCCGCGCUCCUAGUCACUCCUCCCGGCCUCGGCACGCUUGUCCCGGGGAGCGGCCCGCGUACGCUGCAGCCGCCGCCGGCGCGGAACUUGGGCUUGGGAAGCCGGCGGACCGCGUCCUGCGCCGGAGCAGUUCAGCGCCAGCACCCUCAAACUCACGGAAACACAGCAUCCCGCAACGGCCGCCACUGUAGGCCCCAGGGAAGCAGGUGGCGCUCUCUGGAGUCAGGUCUGGGGCCAGAAGACUUGGUGAGCAAAAACGGGGGUUCAGCCAGAACUGCCAGUGUUGUGACCUUGGGAGGCAGUCACUUCUCUGUCUGCCUCAGUUUCCUCGCUUUAGCGGCAGCCAUUGCUAUGAUAGGAAAGCACCCCUGACGCUGCCCUGCCUGUCCAGAAGACCCGUGGUGGAAGUGGGAGUUCCUGACCGUCUCAGCUAGCGGCUGGGGCAUGGUCUAGCGGCCUGGUCAGGAGGCGGAAACACGCCCCGGAGGUUCUGACCCACUCCCUCUCGGCCUCCGCCUGAUCCCUGGUGUAAGUCGCCGCCAGCAGCCAUGGGCAAGCAGAACAGCAAGCUGCGGCCUGAGGUGCUGCAGGACCUGCGGGAGAACACGGAGUUCACCGACCACGAGCUGCAGGAGUGGUACAAGGGCUUCCUCAAGGACUGCCCCACCGGCCAUCUGACUGUGGAUGAGUUCAAGAAGAUCUACGCCAACUUCUUCCCCUAUGGCGACGCCUCCAAGUUCGCCGAGCACGUCUUCCGCACCUUUGACACCAACGGCGAUGGCACCAUCGACUUCCGGGAGUUCAUCAUUGCGCUGAGCGUGACCUCCAGGGGCAAGCUGGAGCAGAAGCUCAAGUGGGCCUUCAGCAUGUACGACCUGGACGGCAACGGCUACAUCAGCCGCAGCGAGAUGCUGGAGAUUGUGCAGGCCAUCUACAAGAUGGUGUCCUCGGUGAUGAAGAUGCCGGAGGACGAGUCCACCCCGGAGAAGCGCACGGACAAGAUCUUCAGGCAGAUGGACACCAACAACGAUGGCUGUGCUGAGCAGUCCCCUCGCCUGCCUGCCCUCCGUCAGGAGGAGCCCCUGGAAUCUUCAGCAGCUCCCUGGCAUCUCAGCAGCCCUCCAGGUAAACUGUCCUUGGAAGAAUUCAUCAAAGGUGCCAAGAGCGACCCCUCCAUUGUCCGCCUGCUGCAGUGCGACCCCAGCAGCGCCAGCCAGUUCUGAGCGAGCGGCCCAGACAGUGCAGAGGAACAUAGGCUUGUCAUGCCGUUUACGCUUUGCUUGCAAGAGUGGAUGCCCCUCCAGUCGCCUGGUCUCCCCGCCCCGGGCCUGGGCCACGCAUCGCACCUGCCCGGCCCGGCGGCUGCGCCUCCCUCCUCCGCCUGACCAGUGAGACAUUCCUCCCCUCACACCCGGCCCGGUCCCUUCCAGGGCAGCUCCCAGGGAUGUGAUGACAUGCAAGAUUCAAGUGUUCUUGGUUCCAGGCACCUCCCGGCUCACAGGGAGACCAGGCAGCUUGUGCAUUCUGUGAUCCCAAGUGACUCCGUGGGAAGGGUGGGGACGAGGCGUUGGGAGGGUAGACAGGGAGCCCCUCCCGUGCAUGGCUGCCCCCGUUCAUUUUCUCCACCACAGCCGCUUGCACAUAUAGAUCCUGUGGUCCCUUCCUUUAAUAUAUAAAUGAUGUAUGGUGAAGUGAAAUGUAAUGUGUAGGUCCCGUAUUUAAUGCCUCUAACUGCCUUUGAAGCGUGGCCCCCUGUGGCCCGUGGCCCCCAAGCCUGGCUGUUGUGUGGUAUUUAUGCUCUCUCCGUCUGCCUGUUUCUAAGGAAAUGCAUGCGUGCCCUGAGCCGUGGUGACCCUCCUGUCCGUGUCGUGAAUGCGGGCAUUUGUGUCUGGUCUGUCCUCCCUGUUGAUUGGUCUGGCAUUUCUGGUAUUAAAAUGAUAAAAUAAA